Dinoponera quadriceps is the source of this 1320-nucleotide messenger RNA. RefSeq lists its product as uncharacterized. The annotation marks the transcript as partial. The record is from RefSeq and is a predicted model, not a curated record. Lineage: Eukaryota; Metazoa; Arthropoda; Insecta; Hymenoptera; Formicidae. The transcript has 2 exons.
UCAUAAUGCCGUGUAUACCAUCGGUAAUCACGUCUACCGUAUUCAACGACUGGCAGUCUUCGACAGUGUACAGUGUUUCCAGCAACGGCCAUAUGCAGCCUUCGUUUGUGCACGGAGUGGCCUAUCCUACGUCCGAAUACAAUCUCAUCCCUGAAGUACACCACGAUGGGAAUUAUUGUAAAGACAAUGGCAAGAGAAAUGGCCGUGUAAAGGGUUCAAGGAAGGAUAAUUAUAAUCAUAUGUUUAAUCAUGCCAACGAGAUGCAAGCUGGAUACGUGGCUGACGAGAGAUUCAUCCCACCGGUGCCAAUUUUCGUACAUGUUGUCCCUGAACAUCACACUGUGCCUCCGCAACAGCACCCGGUACCUGGACAAAUCUAUUACGCAUCGCCAAUGUACUCGCAGUCCGUGCAGCAGUAUCCUGUACAUGCAGCCUAUUCGGCGCAUAAUACAACGCAUCAUCCGGCACAUCAACCAGACAGUAGAUUUGUGCCACAAUCGCAUCCAGUGCUGUCGAAUCAAGAUUCAAAUCCGCCAGCCACAAACUCAUUAGCUACACCUACGCAACAAAAUACGUGUACUUCCGUCAAACCAGAGGAUGAGCAGGUCAAUGGGAACGAUAAAAAAUCUGAGCAUUCCGACACUAGCAAUGACGAUAGCAAAGUUAAGCCGCUGGUUAAAAAGACGUCAAAACAUAACGUUAAGUCGGCUAUAAAUAAGAACUGUAAAAUUGAGGAAAAUAAUGUGGUUGCGGAUGUAAAUAUCGAAGUUAACGUCGAGAUAACGCAAAAUGGAGAGACGCAGAAUAAGGAUGACCAGGAAACCAUAUCUACUCAUACGACGACUAUCGUAUCUGAAUCUACCAUUACCAAGAGGGACGAAAUUGAAGUGAAGAUUCAGGAAAGUGUUGCAUUGAAAGAAGAUCAAGCUGAAAAUGCUAUCAAAACGCCAACUGACUCCUCAGCCACGUCAAGUAUCACAUCUCCUGCACCUGUACUUGUUGAUGCGGUACCUUCAGCUAAACGAAGUUGGGUGAGCCUCUUCAACAACGCUGAACCAAAAGUGUCUUCCUUACCCCAGACAACAGUACACAAUGCAAUUCCAGUACAGAAUGGUAUAUUAAAAGAGACUGAAAAGGAAACGACAGUCAUUGAUCCCGUAUCAACGCAUCAAAAUGCUUUAUCCAACAAUUCACUUGAUUGCAAGGCUCUACAAAAUGGUGAAUUGGAAGGUUUUUAUGAUGAUCCUAACUUAUUUAGAAUGGGAGAAUUUCUACUACUAUAUCAGAUGAACAUGCAGACCGUCAGUUUGAUACCAAGAG